AUGUCGGACCCCCCACAAAACGAGCUGUCGGCCACGGUGCCGCCGCCUCCAGCAUACUAUAAAUUCUUUACAAACGAAAACGUCACUAAAAAAAGAGAUGCUGCAUCCAAGGGAACGCCUGUAGAGUUCCCACUCACACUUCUAGAGCCACCUGCGCCGCCAGAGUCGCCCGGAGCAUACCGAAGUUUUGGGAACGUGUGGCAGACUGAUAACAAGCUCAUGUCGCUAAAGGAUGUAGGGAUAGCACAGUUAUAUUCAGACAAUGAUGAUGGCAAUGAUAAAUCUCAAGAGUCGAAUAGCUUAGCACAGGAUACAACCAGAGUAGUGCCACGACGGGCGCAGGAACUCAAGAAAUUAGUUGCAACGCUGCUGGUGAAAUUUGUGGAGCUUGCCGGGGUCAUGUCGGUACAACCAGAGGGAUUCCCUGCGCUUGUGGAAGAUAUGCGGAUAGUACUAAUCAAUGUGCACCACCUGCUGAACGAGUACCGGCCGCACCAAUCGAGGGAGUCGCUAUUAGAAUUGUUGGAGCAGCAGAUUGCGGCCAAGCGAGAGGAGAUUGGCAAAUUACGGGAAUCAAAUGACGAAAUUAGAGAUCGCAUUGCUAGUUUGUCGACAAGAUUUCGGCGGUUGUUGACGGAAGAAAAAAAGGAGGAACAGGAAGCAGCGGCGGUGGCAGCAACAGCUACAGCAGCAACAGCUACAGCAGCAACAGCAACAGCGAUGAAUGACGGUGCACUGCAAUCAGGAAUAGCAGCAGCAGUAGGGAAUAGUGGGGUUGUCUCAGGACACAAUAAGCAUAAAGCACUUUCUGCACGGACGCUGGAUCAGCUGUCGUGGUCUCUGCUAGACUAUUCUCGGCCCGCAUAA
This is a messenger RNA of Magnusiomyces paraingens, 867 nucleotides long. RefSeq lists its product as uncharacterized. Gene Ontology annotation, cellular component: mediator complex; core mediator complex. NCBI's taxonomy places the organism in Eukaryota, Fungi, Ascomycota, Dipodascomycetes, Dipodascales, Dipodascaceae. Gene Ontology annotation, molecular function: transcription coregulator activity. The record is from RefSeq and is a predicted model, not a curated record. Gene Ontology annotation, biological process: regulation of transcription by RNA polymerase II. The coding region runs from base 1 to 867 and encodes 288 amino acids. The transcript has a single exon.